This is a messenger RNA of Neolamprologus brichardi, 2397 nucleotides long. RefSeq names its product transcription factor 23 (gene tcf23). Gene Ontology annotation, molecular function: protein dimerization activity; RNA polymerase II transcription regulatory region sequence-specific DNA binding; DNA-binding transcription factor activity, RNA polymerase II-specific. NCBI's taxonomy places the organism in Eukaryota, Metazoa, Chordata, Actinopteri, Cichliformes, Cichlidae. The record is from RefSeq and is a predicted model, not a curated record. Gene Ontology annotation, biological process: developmental process; regulation of transcription by RNA polymerase II.
CACAAGUCACUCUGACCUCUUCAGAAAAUAUUUUAAUCUUUCUGUGCUGCCAAAAGGUGUUCCUCCAGCCUCUGUGCAUGAGUUUGUGUGUUCAGUAUAUUUCUCUGUAUUGAAACGUUUUAUCGUAGUUAUAGUGUGUUUGUCUGAGGCCUGUAUUCACCAGCUUGAGUGAGUUUCAGCAGAAAGCUUUCUAACUUUUCAUUUCCAUUCACAUCAAUUUCUAAUGUAAAAUGAUCAGAUUAAGUAAUUCUUAUGUAAUCUGCUUUCUUAAACAGUCUUUUGUGUUUGUGGGAUCUAAUAAGUGAAUUAUGCAGAUGUGCUUGUCCAGCUUUGCGUUAUUAAAAAGCUUAUCCGGUUCUGAGGUUCAGUAAUCCAGAUGAGGGCUAAAAUGCUCCACAUGCCUGCUGUGUCUGUUCUUGCUAACCAGCUUGGGUGACCUUUGCUGCAUGUCACGUGCUUCUCUGUGAGAAUAAAACCUUUGAGCAAAAAGCCUCGGACGCAGAUUUUGAUUUCAGGCUCAGUUCUCCGUUUCUUACAUGGAAUAGGAAGCUGAGCCUCACUGCUAGGGUUGCCCAAGAUUUUGGAUUUGACAGCCCUGACUACCUUCCUAAUCCUAAAUACUUGCUGGUGUGAUGUACAGCAUUGGCUUGCCACAAAAUCAGAUUCAUGACUGUUCAAGUCAAAAGUGCUCCAAGGCCAUAAAUGUAUUUCUCACUGCUCCGUUACAUCUCAUGUCGCGCUGCCCCAGAAUUCUGUUUCCAGCUGUUAGCACAGCUUUGAGGUUCCCAAGGCCCCCACAGUGCCCUGGCUCAGGACACCCUCCCAGAGCAAUACUCCCCCAGGCCUGACUGCCUGCCUGCCUGGAACUCUUGGCAACCAAGCAGCCAGGGGAGGAUCAGGAUGACCGGGCGGCUGAGAUAAGGACCACAUGAAGUUCCCCACAUUACCUCACCCGAUAAGGAAACGAGCAGAGAUUCACGGAAAGCCAGAGCGAGAGAGGGAUAGAGACAGAGACGGUCAGACUUGGGAGGAUGUCUCUGGGUGGAUGGUGAUUCGCAGAGAAGCAGCCAUUGUUUAAGGGUCUGGGUGGAACUGGUGUCCCACAGAAGUCUCAUGAAGUCUCCAGAGGAGCUUGGAGCUGCCCGCAGCAGGAAAUCAUCUCAUUAAUAACUUCAUGAGAUCAGAUGAGCAUUUCUGCUGUUCUUCACUUAACUAGUCACAUCUCAUAUACAGAUUUGACUUCAAAAAUGUGCUCACACUAGAUGAAGGGAUGACCUCAGAUUCUGUUUUCUUUUGGGUCCAGCAAAGUACCUAGGAAAAGAAAGUAUCUCUCAUAGCAAUCUCCAGCACUGGAAAAUAAAGCUUCAUCCGUCCAAUGAAAACACACUGAAUGUAAUUUAAUUUCUCGAGACUUGAAGGGAAUCUACUGCAGCACUUUGGCAGCACUCAUGGCAGCGAAUCCUCUGGAAGGUCUCAUGUCGGUUGCAGAAAACCACCGGCUGGUUUCUGGCUGUGCAGCCGAGCCGCAGAGCCGGCAGCCUCUUUCGUCCCAGAGCCCAGCCUCCCUGCACGGACACAAGCUGAGCGUACGCAGCAGUCGGGAGUCCAAGAAGUGGCAGGUACAAUCAGUGUGCGGGUCCAGGUCAAACCCCGGUUCUGGUUGUGGGUCCGCGGUCCUGAACAGGGCGCUGAGGGCUCAGCACUCCCCGGAAAACGCAGCCCGAGAGAGGAGCAGAGUACGCAACCUGCGGCAGGCCUUUCACACUCUGCAGGCAGCUCUACCUUCAGUCCCACCUGACACCAAGCUGUCAAAGUUGGAUGUUCUGGUUCUGGCUACUAACUACAUAGCUCACCUGACAGAGACCCUAGACCAAGGAGGGAUGCUAACGGAGCACACGACCUCAAGGCCGGGUGGAUACCUGCAUCCUGUUAAGAAAUGGCCCAUGCGUUCUCUGCUCUACUGUGGGAGUGUGGGAGAGCUUUUGUCAGCCAGUCAGAUGACUCCACCUGGACAGGACAGGACACACCCACUGAGUCCUACCUUAGAAGGAGACAAUGAGUGAAAGCCUGUUUAAUGCUGUUUUAUAUCUUUAAUCGUAACCAGCUAUUGGUAGCAAAGGAGACAUCAAAAGACAUUCAUGUGCAGAGAUGGGCAAAUUUCAAAGGAUGUGGUGCACUGCUGCUGACGUGUGCUUAAAGACGAGCAAGGCAGACAUUUUUAUGUUACAUAUAAACAAUGAUGUUUUUGUCAAAGUACUUUUUUUAAUCUAAAUGCGGAAGUUAAAUGAACUUUAAUGAACCUGCAGCUAAGUUUUUACUUUCUGGUGUUGGAUUUCUUUCUUUUAAAUUAAAUGUGGUCAUGUGUCUUAAACAGAAAAUAAAAUGUGUUUGUGGAAA